UGUUUAUGGCUUAGAAUUUGUUGCUUGUUCGCGAUACUUGGAGAAAAUUUAGCAUUAUAAGCUUAAUAAUUAUUGUUUAUAUUUAUCAGUGUUUUUUGUGUAUCUUUGAAUGUUUAAAGUGUUCUACGAUGUCUUCUAUGGAUUUUGACUUCUAACAAAAGAGAAAAGUGAUUUUGUGCUCUUUCUAGGACAACCAGUGAAGUGACGCGCCAUUGUUGUGUUUAAACCAAAUACAAUCUAUAAAUAAUUUGCUAACCAUUAUAGCAAUUUAUAAAACAAUUCUUUCCUUGAUAUUUGUGAUGUACCCGCAUCCCACCAGCGCGGAAGAAGAACAGACGACGAAUCUUAUACCAAGUGUCAAUCUUCUUCAUUCUAAAAGGAAAGGGAUAUUCAUACACCCGUCUGCUAUGUACAGAAGUAGUGCUCCGAAUUGCACGAUUACAAACUUUUUUUUCGUUACAAGAAGUUUGAGUGGGUAAAUCAUUGAUACCAAAUAAAGAUGAAACUCUUAGAGAGCGGACGCCUGGAGGCGCUAAGUAGUGCGCUGUCUAUCCUGAACGGUGACAGUGCUGUCCAAGGUCGGGUAGAAAGUUACAGCUGCAAAAUGGCAGGUGCUGAAAAAGCUUUCUACAAGAAGUUCACAGCAGACGGAGAGACAACUCACAACCUCCAAGCACUAUCCCCACCAGAAGGUGUUACAUAUAGUCGAAGUCUAUCUGGUGAUGAAGAGGGUGUCCUGUGUGAUACCAUAUCUCGGAAGACAUUGUUCUAUUUGAUUGCUACACUGAAUGCUGCUUUUCCAGAUUAUGAUUUUUCAAUGGCCAAGAGCAGUGAAUUUAGUGCAGAGCCAUCACUGAGUUGGGUACAGGGGGCUGUUGAUGCUGCACUGUCCGCUGUAGGUGGUGUGCGUUGGAGACAAUUGAGACCAGCUUUAUGGGCUGCUAUAGAAGAAGAAGUACACUUGCCUGAAUGUCGUAUUUAUAGCUAUAACCCAGACCUAGCUAGUGAUCCGUUUGGUGAGCCCGGCUGUCUCUGGACAUUCAAUUAUUUCUUUUACAACAAGAAGCUAAAAAGGAUUGUUUUUUUUACAUGCAGAGCUAUGAGUCCUGUUUGUGCUGAUUCCGGAGUCGACUUUGCUAUGGAUGAAGAUGAAGAAUAUAAUUAAAUAAUUUCUUCUAAUUUUUCUAUGGUACUGUUUUUAUGAUUUCAAUUAUUUUCUACUAUAGUGCUAUUAUGGGUUACAAACAAACUAUAGUGCAAGUUAUACAUAGUAAAUAUCAAUUUUAUAUGUAAUCUUCAUCAUAGCUAUUAAAACUUAAAGUUAAAAGGUCAGAUGGAUAGUAUUUGUUUUUUGCCCACUGACCUAAAGCUUAUUAGUCUUAUGUUAUUUUAUUAAUUAGAAUAGUACCUAAAGGUAUUCAGAUGGAAACAAAUAAAAAAAAAAUUAACCUUAUUUUAUGAAUGUUAACAUAUUCAUAUUAUUUAUUAAGUAAAGAAAUUAUAUUGAAAGUUUUCAUUAUUGGAAAAUAUGUAAUUUAUGAAAAAAAUAAAAAGCAGUAGGAACAGGUUUGAUACUUAAUGUACUACUUCGAUAAUUGGCUAUUAGGGUAAUUAAACUGAUUACUAAUUGAACACCUGACUUUACUUUAAAAUUACUUAUUUCUGCAAUUCUGUUUUCAAUUUGAAUUAUAAUUCAAUGUAAACUAUGCAACAUGUGAUGUGUGUGAUGAUGAUUUGAUUGUACAUAUUUACUGUACACAAUUAUCAUGUUUUUAUAAAUAAGAUUUUUUGAUUCUAAUAAUACCUAUUGUAUUGCACCUAGUCCAAUUAAGGUACAAAAAGAUAAACGAUCUCGAUAUCUUUGCACAAUAAAUAUAUUUAUCGUAAGAAAUAAGUGACAAUAUCAUCUAAUUUUGAUUCAUUUUUUAAGAAAUAGUUGUAGAUGAAUCAUUUGCAUUACAAAACACAUGAUUAAUAAGUAUGCACAGUACGUCCUAAAUAGAAAGAGGAAAGCUUAUUAAUGCUUCAUUAAUUGCAAGCAAUUAUAUUUUUAUCCAUUGUACUAGAAAAUAGUUACUAAGUAUAACCCUUUUUUGCAACAUAAUUAUUCUUGCAAUAAUAUUCUCUUAGUAAACUGAUUUAGCAACAGUAUAUAUGGAAAUGUCACUAACACUUUUAAUAUGCAAGAUGUAUUUUGAAUAAGAAAAAUUUAUACAAGGUUUGAAAUGAUUGACGUUUACAAAUUAAAGGCUUAGAGAAAUAUUUGACGACCUUUUACGUGAAUAGGUAUGUAAUUAUACUGAUUAGAAUAGUUUCGGGUGUUUCUAGUAAAAUUUAAUGUCACUAAAUCCGCCUAUAGAUUUUGGGCUUCACCUUUACAUUUGUAUUAAUAUUAGUUGAAUAUUUUUAAAAUAAAUAGUUUCUUCAGUUCUGAA
Nymphalis io (European peacock) is the source of this 2435-nucleotide messenger RNA. It is a transcript of the gene Maf1, whose product is annotated as repressor of RNA polymerase III transcription MAF1 homolog. Gene Ontology annotation, molecular function: RNA polymerase III core binding. Lineage: Eukaryota; Metazoa; Arthropoda; Insecta; Lepidoptera; Nymphalidae. Bases 500 to 1165 code for a protein of 221 amino acids. The transcript is spliced from 4 exons. Gene Ontology annotation, cellular component: nucleus. The record is from RefSeq and is a predicted model, not a curated record. Gene Ontology annotation, biological process: negative regulation of transcription by RNA polymerase III.